AUGAGUUCAGCAGUUAAUAAAUCAAACCAAAAAUUUACACCUAAAAUUACUGCACGUGGAGCUCCUCGUAACAGUCGACGAAGACUCUCAAUUACAUCUACUUCAGCUGUUUCAAAUUCUGCGAGUUCCAUUAAAGGUAAUAUUGACCAAAAUUCAGUUAUCAAUAAUGAAUUUUCUUUGGAUGAACGUAAUAAAGGGAUCACUCACAGACUAUCUGUUACACAACAUAAUUCACAAACGGGAUCUAUUACACAAGAAGCUAAAGCCCUAUCACAACAAACUUUAGAGCUUUCACAGAAAACUUCUGCUAUAGAAGAAGAAAAUGAUUUUGCGGAAACUAAGCACGGUAUAUUGCCUAUUUCUUAUUCAAACCGUUCAAACAUUGUUAGAUCCAGGUCUUCGAUCCCUUCAAUUCCACCGAAUUUACUAACAAAGUUGGUAAAUUCUAAAAAUACCAAUGAAAAAUCAGUAGAAUCCAAAAACAACAAUUCGGAGAUUAAACUGAAAGUUCGUCCUCUUAUUUUUAAGAGAAAAGCUCUUGAUCCAAUUUCAAGACCAAACUUAAAAAAAGUAAUGGACACUAAUCAUUUAAAUAACCAUGAUAGUGAUUAUUUACCAGAGGAAAAUACCAAGCAUAACAAAGUAGAACCGGAGAAUUUCAUUCUGCCUACACCACCCUCAACCCAAACUAACAAAAAUUUAAAUAUAACAUCCCAAAGCAUAUCUUCACCCAAUUUAAUUACUCCAUCAGGGGCACAAACGAUUAGUUCUCAACAACCUUUAGAUUUUGUUUUUCAUCCAUUAUCACCAUCAAGUCAAAAAUCUAGCAAUCAUGACGCUAAUAUUGAAAAUUCGUCUAUAUCUAAAGAAAUUACAUUGAAUAAAAGCGCGAAACCUUCAUCCCAUUCAUCUUUACAAGAUAAUUCUAAUCCCUUUAAUACUAAACCUAUUAAAAUUACAGAAAAUUUAACACCAAGUAAUACUGCUGAUGAUUUGCUGGAUAUAGGAAAGCAGAAUGAAAUCAAAAGUACUACCGAAAUAUCUGGAAUUUCUUAUAACCCCAAGUUGACUGAGCAUCCGAAACAUCUGGAUUCUACUAGUGUAAAUAUUUUAAAUAAAAAUUCUCUUGACGAAAUAAAAUAUAAUACAAAUGUCGCAAAUAUCACAAACAUUGGAAACUUGUCGCUAAAUAAAAAAGAAGAAAAAAACAAUGAAAAUGGUAAUGGUAAUGGUAGCGACAACGACAACGACAACGACAAAAAUUUUGAAAAUUGUGACGAUGUUGAUGUUAACGUUGCUUUGGAAAGCGAAAGUGAAAAUGAAAGGGAAAGCGAAAGGGAAAGCGAAAGGGAAAGCGAAAGGGAAAGCGAAAGGGAAAGCGAAAGGGAAAGCGAAAGGGAAAGCGAAAAACAAUGUGAUAGUGAUAGUGAAGGUGAAAAUGAAAAUGAAAAUGAAAAUGAAAAUGAAAAUGAAAAUGAAAAUGAAAGUGAAAACGAAGAUACCGUUGUCAAUGAUAGCAAUGGCGAUAAAAAUGACUCUUCAGAUCUUGAAAAGAAUGGAAAUGAUAGACCUAAUUUACUAAAAAGUUCCGACAAAAAUCAGCAUUUAAUUGUUACAGAUGAAGUUAUCAGUGAAGAAGAAGAUGAAGUAGAUGUUUUUGAUACCUCGAAAUCUAUGACUGUUCGUCGCUCUGCACGUCUUCGGUUGAUGUCAUCACCUAUAUCUUUCAAACCUCUUGCAAGAGGUCCAUUAGUUACCAAGAAUAAGCCUCUUCGCUCAGUCAGGGGAUCUAGUAAACUAGAUGAAAACAACAAAAAUGUGAGAGCCAAAAAAAAUAAUUUAAAAAAAAAACCUCGAAAAAAAAGUACCUCUAAAACCACACCAAGAUCAAGUCAAAGAUCUAGCCCUUCUUUUAAUGAUGAUAGCUCAUCAUUUGACAAUUCUCAGGCGCCAAGUGAAAGUUUAUUAAAAAAUAUUGGAAGCUGCAGCUUUAUAAAGUACCAUCGAAACCCCACUUUAGAAUCACCACUUGUUUUGAGCAUUGUUGAUAAUGGUAUUCACGAUGAGAAAGGCAGAAUAUUAGUUGGCCCUAACGAUAUUCCAAAAAGAGGUCGUGGACAUGGCCCUUUUAUCAUUUCAAAUACAGAAAAUGUGGCUAUCAACCCAGAUCAAUUUACAAUGGCGGAUUUGUGCUCCCCUGAAUUUUUCAUUGGAGAGGAAGAUGAAGAAUUUACCAAAUAUGAAUCAGCGAGGCUUGAGCGUCGAAGGAAAAAAGAAGAUAUUUUGGUGAAGAAAAAAAUUGCUAGAGGCAAAGGGCAUACUCUCAGAGAGAUUCAAUUAAUUAAUGAUGGUUUGGAAUCUAAAUUUGUUGGAGAAAAUGAUGAGUCUCAAGAGCUUGAUUUUGAUCAUCUUGUAGAUACCACUAAAACACAACCAGCCGCACCACAAUUAACAAUGGUAGAUGGAAAAUUUGUUAUCGAAUCUACUGAAGUAGAUCGUCAUCGACUAGCAGAGUCUGCCUUUAAUGGACCAGAUGGUGAUACUCGUGUCCGAGAAGUUGUUAAUAAAUAUGACGAGUUUCAUAAUAGCUCAAGUUUUGGGAAGCAUAAGCGCACUGAAGCAUGGACUGAAAAUGAAACCAAUCUUUUUUAUGAAGCUUUAUCAACUUGGGGUACUGACUUUUCUGUUAUUUCAGAGCUUUUUCCUGGAAGAACCCGUCGCCAUAUUCGAAAUAAAUUUAAAUAUGAGGAGAGAUUAAACCCAACAAAAUUAGAAUUAGCUCUUGUUCGAAAAAUGCCAUGCGAUCUUGAUGGGUACUCUGUAAUUAGUGGGAAAGAGAUGUUAUCUGUUCAAUCGAUUGAAGAAGAAAUUAACGACAUUAAUCGUCAAUAUGAGCAACAGGUCACAGUUGAGUUGGAAAAUAAGGCCAAAGCAAAGGCAGAUGAUGAUGAAAAGGCGAUGAAGGCAGAUGAAGUAGCUUUUGGUACUACAGCCUCAAGUGCAUUCCAAGAAAUUAGAACUUUUCGGAAAACUAAAGCGCAGUUACGAAAAGAGCUCAGGCUGAAUGAAGUUGUCUUGGGAUCAAUUGAUGACAUGUAA
This is a messenger RNA of Magnusiomyces paraingens, 3099 nucleotides long. RefSeq lists its product as uncharacterized. The coding region runs from base 1 to 3099 and encodes 1032 amino acids. Gene Ontology annotation, biological process: RNA polymerase III preinitiation complex assembly. Gene Ontology annotation, molecular function: TFIIIC-class transcription factor complex binding. Gene Ontology annotation, cellular component: transcription factor TFIIIB complex. The transcript is spliced from 2 exons. The record is from RefSeq and is a predicted model, not a curated record. Lineage: Eukaryota; Fungi; Ascomycota; Dipodascomycetes; Dipodascales; Dipodascaceae.